CGUUGAAGGCUUAAAACAUACGAUAUGGUAGCAAGUUCCAUGCAAAAGGACAACAUAUAAUAACAACACUUCACUUUUCCUUUCUCUCUCUCUCUCUCUUUUCUUUCUUCUCUCCAAGCUUCUUUAAUGUCGCAUCUUCAGUGUCUCACUUUCCUCUUCUUGUUUCUUUUACUCCAAAACGCCACGUCAGCUUCACCCCUCCCUCUCCGCCGGAGACCGGUUCACAACAACAGCACUCACAGCAACUUCGCUAAGCAUCCACGACGUAGAGUGGUUUUUCCGGUGAACCGGAGUAGCUGCGACCUCUUCGCUGGCGAGUGGGUGCGGGACGCGACAUACCCACUUUACCGGGUGGAGGAAUGCGGCAGAGGAAUGAUAGAUCCGGGAUUUGAUUGUCAGACUUACGGCAGACCUGACUCCGACUAUCUUAAGUUCCGGUGGAAACCUUUCAAUUGCGACGUCCCAAGGUUCAAUGGGGUGAAGUUUCUACAGAAGAUGAGAAACAAAACAGUGAUGUUUGUUGGUGAUUCGUUGGGUAGAAACCAAUGGGAGUCGUUGAUGUGUAUGAUAUCUUCAUCAGCACCGUUCAUUAGUACAAAUCUUAUUCAUGAAGAUCCUCUCUCUACCUUCAAGAUCCUUGAUUACAACGUUAAAGUGUCAUUCUAUAGAGCUCCUUAUCUUGUAGACAUAGACAAAAUUCACGGAAAGACAACUCUUAAACUUGACGAAAUCUCUGUCGAUGCAUCGGACGCUUGGAGAACAGCCGACGUUCUGCUGUUCAACACUGGUCAUUGGUGGAGCCACACAGGGUCUCUACGAGGGUGGGAGCAGAUGGAGACAGGAGGGAGAUAUUACGGCGACAUGGAUAGGUUGGUGGCACUAAGAAAAGGACUAAGAACAUGGUCUAAUUGGGUCCUUCGUUAUAUCAACUCCCCUCUCACUAGAGUUUUCUUCCUCUCCGUCUCACCCACACACUACAAUCCAAAUGAGUGGACUUCAAGGGCAAAAGCUUCAACGAUAGCUCAAGGAGGAAAAAGCUGCUACGGCCAAACGACACCGUAUAGUGGAACAACGUACCCAACAAGUUCAUAUGUGAACCAGAAGAAAGUAAUUGAUGAAGUGGUGAAAGAGAUGGAUUCCCAUGUCUCAUUGAUGGAUAUAACUAUGCUCUCUGCUCUUCGAAUAGACGGUCAUCCUUCAAUCUACAGUGGCGAUCUCAAUCCUUCUCUAAAGAGAUUUCCUGACCGUUCAUCGGAUUGUAGCCAUUGGUGUCUUCCUGGUCUCCCCGAUACUUGGAACCAACUGUUCUAUGCUGCUUUGAUGUUUUAAGAUCUGACUAAUCAAAUAUCAUCCAAAUGUAUCUAUUGCAGUAUAGUAUGUUUUUAUUGUAAGUUGUUAUGAUUCACUAGACGCAUAAUUGUAAUCCACGGGAAUCUUUUUCUGCGACACUUCUUCAAUGAUUGUUGUUAAGAAAUGGUAUUUUAAUCGA
Messenger RNA from Brassica rapa (field mustard), 1489 nucleotides. RefSeq names its product protein trichome birefringence-like 45. The record is from RefSeq and is a predicted model, not a curated record. Gene Ontology annotation, molecular function: O-acetyltransferase activity. Gene Ontology annotation, cellular component: Golgi apparatus. Lineage: Eukaryota; Viridiplantae; Streptophyta; Magnoliopsida; Brassicales; Brassicaceae.